Phalaenopsis equestris is the source of this 649-nucleotide messenger RNA. Its product is annotated as COBRA-like protein 10. The transcript has a single exon. Gene Ontology annotation, biological process: cellulose microfibril organization. The annotation marks the transcript as partial. Gene Ontology annotation, cellular component: membrane. The record is from RefSeq and is a predicted model, not a curated record. NCBI's taxonomy places the organism in Eukaryota, Viridiplantae, Streptophyta, Magnoliopsida, Asparagales, Orchidaceae.
CCAGAUGUACGUGUGCUGCACCCGGGAUCCGAAGUGGAAGACAAAUGAAACCCACAUCAAACUCCUCCCUCGCCAACACGGCGACCUCACCAUCUCCUACGACGUCCUCCAAGCCUACCCCAACAAUUACUUAGCCCAAGUCACCAUGGAGAACCACCACCCCCUCAGCCGCCUGGACAACUGGAACCUCAGCUGGGAGUGGAUGCGUGGAGAGUUUAUCUACUCCACAAAGGGCGCCUACACCCUCGUCAAAGAUCCCACCGCCUGCAUCUACGGCCAAGCUGCCGACUAUUACGAAAGCCUCGAUUUUUCCAAAGUUAUGAGUUGCCAGAAGCGCCCCACACUUGUUGAUCUUCCCCCUGAACGAAAACAGGACAGGGAGCUCGGGAACAUACCUUACUGUUGUAAAAAUGGCACCUUGCUUCCGCCAAACAUGGAUCCAUCGCUCUCCAAGGCGGUGUUCCAGCUCCAGGUGUACAAGCUGCCUCCAGAUUUGAACAGAACUGCGCUUAAUCCGCCUUAUAAGUGGGAGAUAAGCGGCGUUAUUAACCCGCAUUAUAAGUGCGGUGCACCGAUUCGAGUUGCUCCGGCGGAGUUUCCUGACCCUUCCGGACUCACGUCGGAAUCAAUUGCGCUCGCUAGCUGGCAG